AUGGAGUUUACUGGGGAUGUUGGGAUCAGCAUCAGGCUUUUUGCUGAAGGGGGUGACGAGUUGAGUGUAGCACCUAUAAUUUUAUCUACAAAGACAACUGAACACCAACUGCAGGUUUUGUGCAAUCAACUACUGGAAAAUUCUGAUGAGCCAAUACCAAUAACCUUUCGCACAAAAGAUGGGAUUGAGAUUCAUGACUCCAUAAGUGAGUCUAUUCCGGAAGAGAAGCUUGAUUUUGAGAGAGGCAUCGAACUGGUUUAUUAUCCAGAGGCUGUGUUUCGUGUAAAUCCAGUAACCAGAUGUACAGCUUCAAUUCCUGGUCAUGGCGAACCUGUUAUUAGUGUGCAAUUUAGCCCCAACGCCAAUGGCUUAGCAAGUGGAUCAGGAGAUACCACUGUUCGCUUAUGGGAUCUUAACACCGAGUUGCCUCUUUUCACUUGUAAAGGUCAUAAAAACUGGGUGCUUUGCAUCGCAUGGUCUCCUGACGGGAAAAAGUUAGCUUCUGCUUGUAAAGAUGGCAUUAUUUGUCUAUGGCGCCCAGAAAACGGAAAACAGAUUGGAAAAAACUUAAGUGGGCAUAAACAGUGGAUUAAUCAGCUUGCAUGGCAACCACUUCACAAGGAUCCAGUUUCAAGAUAUUUGGCAAGUGCUGGGAAGGACGGAGUAAUAAAGAUUUGGGACACUGUAAAUUUUUGUGCCAAGCUUAGUUUGACUGGACAUACUGCGUCUGUUACUUGUAUACGUUGGGGCGGAGAGGGUUUGAUCUACUCGGGUUCUCAGGAUAGAACGGUUAAAGUAUGGAGGGCAGAAGAUGGUAUCCUCUGUCGGACCCUGACUGGGCAUGCUCAUUGGAUCAAUUCGCUUGCAUUAAAUUUUGAAUACGUGUUAAGAACUGGAUGUUAUGAUUUAAAAAACAAUUGCAAAGCUCCAACAAACCUUGAAGAAGCAAUCACUUUAGCCAGAAAAAGGUAUGAGGCCGCCAAAGGCUCAAGUCCGGAGUUAUUAGCUUCUGCUUCUGAUGACUUUACAUUGUAUUUGUGGAGACCUACUAGUGACAGGAAGCCAAUCGCCCGGAUGACAGGUCAUCAGCAGUUGGUUAAUCAGGUAGCCUUUUCCCCCGAUGGAAGAAUUAUUGCUUCCGCAUCGUUUGAUAAAUCUGUAAAACUUUGGUGUGGUCUUACUGGAAAAUAUCUUGAUACACUUAGAGGUCAUGUUCAAGCAGUUUAUCAAAUAGCUUGGUCUGCAGAUAGCAGGUUGUUAGUGUCUGCAUCUCGAGAUUCAACCCUGAAGGUUGGCGCGAUAAAUUUCUUUUAUUUAAGAUCAAUGAAGAAUGUCUUUAAAAUGAAUUAUCUUUGUUAUUCAACAACAGCACAGGUGUGGGAUGUUAAGAAACGGAAGCUUUCUGUCGACCUCCCGGGUCACGGUGAUGAAGUUUAUGCAGUCGAUUGGAGCCCAGACGGCAUAAAAGUUGCCAGUGGUGGGAAAGAUAAAGUUUUGAAACUAUGGCGUGAGUAG
Enterobius vermicularis (human pinworm) is the source of this 1515-nucleotide messenger RNA. The record is from the annotation of a GenBank genome assembly. NCBI's taxonomy places the organism in Eukaryota, Metazoa, Nematoda, Chromadorea, Rhabditida, Oxyuridae.